GACGCUCCUUUCGUGGCGUCGCCGGGGGGUGAGUGACCUUCGCACUCCACCCCGCAAGUCCUCGCCGGGCGAGCAGGGUCUCCUCACCCAUUCCCGCUGGCGAUGGGCCCUCGCUCCUUCUCUUUUGUUUCUUCACCUCCCAACCGCUCUCUUCUUCGCCCUCCACACCCGCCUUGCCUCUCGUACUUUAUCACUAUACCAUUACUGACUGCAGCAGAUCCGUCCCUGUCGUACCCACUCUCGAAGGAAAAGCACACUACUACCGAUCUCCCCACCAACACCUUUUCAUACUAAUAUCAACAUCAGUCCUCCCCCCUCGAUCCUCCUUCCCGUCCUCUCUCCCACCUUACCGACUGCACGCUCACAUCUUCCACCCACACAAUUGCACGCACACACAGCGCUUCCUCCAGCAUGAGCCAAACCACUAUGGCCUACUACCCAGACCACAACGAAUACGAAGAGCUUCACGUCGACGAAGACGAAGACGAAGAGUACCAGGAAGACCUUUUCCUGCAACAACACUAUGGCUGUCCACCGCUUGGUGGUCUUGACCUCGUCCACGAUGAGGACUCUGAGGACGACGAUAUGUAUACCAAUCACUAUCGUCGCAACUACCAACACAGCUAUCAUGAUGAUGAUCAGGACGAAAUCCUCGAGGUCGAGGAGGAGGACGAAUAUAACGAGGUUGAUAUGGAUCAGCACAAUAUCCAGCUCUUGAGCGGUUCGCUGUCCGUGCGAAGCCCAUUCUUGGACGCCAUUCGCGAAGAGGAAGAUGAAGAGCCCGUCUUUGCCAAACCAUCGAGCUACCCAACCCUGGGAACCGGAAAACAUCUGCAUCGUCUAAGUUCCAGCGGCAUAGACGGGCUCGGCACGUGGGGAAGCAGAAGCUCACUGAGUAUGGCGUUGGCAGAGAAACAACUUCAACAGAAACAACAACAGCAGCAACAACAACAACACCAAGGAGGAGAAUUUGCUGACCAGCAGCAGGCCAACUUUAAUAACACGAACCAAAGCGACGGCAGCAAGCCUCGAGGACCAAGACCUCCACUCCUGUUAGGAAGACCUCGGUCCAAUAGCUCGUUGACAUCGACGCGUCUGACUACAGGUUUCGAUAUGCCUGGCGCCGCUACGACAACAGACGAACAUGUUGAUGCGGACAAGACAGCACUUAGGGAGACACAGAUGUCUCCAGAAAAUCCAAUCCAAGACUUGGAAGUGAAGCGCGUCCUCGAGGGCGCUGCAGCUUUGGCCUCUGCUACUUCCUCUUCUCCCAUUGCAUCAGGUCCAGAUAGCUCCAAUUCCGCGGACUCCACACCUCUUCCGUCAUCGGUCCAUGCCAACGGCAAUGUGAUCUCGCUAUCGAAAUCUGCCGCUGGGCGAGGAACAUCAACACCUUCUGGCGAAGGAGAACCUACAGUAGCGUUUGGACAAGACACACAAAAGUCAAUCGACGACUUUUUCGGCAUGGUCAAGUCGGAUCUGGACAAGCGUAUCCAAGAAGCCAUUCAAGAGGUCGAGCAAAAGUUCCUGCACCGCGUUCAGAAACUAGAGGAACAUACCGCCGCCUUGACAGGUGCAGCUCCAGAUAGUUCAUCCGACGCAAUACUGGGAACGCGCAGGUCUGGGUCGCUAAUGGACGCCUUAACACGGCCUCUGCCUCCGGAUCAAAACCCUGGUGGGUCGAUAGCCUUGCGAAAAGAGAUUCUGUCUCAUGUUACAGAGAAGGUUGGAGAUCUGGAUCUACGGGUGAAUCAAAUGGAGGUCUUGGUAUCGUACAAGCUUGUGGAUAUCGAAUCCAAGGUACAAGACCUCCACGGCGCACACAAUUCGAUCGCACAAAAGGUUCAUCAGGUGGCCAAGUCGCACAAGUCCAAUAUGCAGGGUGUUCGUGCAGGGGACGGUGUCGGCCAGAAUACCAUCACCGCAGAAGAAGAGCGUGUCGCGAAAGCGAUGAAACCUUACCGUGACAUUGAUGCGCAGGGCCGUGGUGCCGAGGCCUAUCUUGAGCCCAUCAUCGAUGAUGACGGCGAUAACAAUGCCAAGGCGGUUGUCAGCAUCCGAGGCACCAGCGGGCGAGGUGGCGAAAAGUCGACAGAGCUCGUUGAUGCAUCUUCCGCUAUUGUCGACCUGCGACAUGAGCUCCAGGCCUUGGGUAUGCGGUACCAGGAACUGAACGAUGGACUGCUGACGGAUCUGAUGGGCCAGAUGCGCGACGCAAAGCUGAUGCUCUUUCAGACUGUAGACGAGGUCGAUGGGCGGAUCAGUAAGAGGGUUGACAGGAUCGAGGCUGAGAUGCACUCUAAGAUGCUUAGUGAGAUCGAGGGACGCGUUCAGGAGCGUGUUCGGGCAAUGGAACAAACAUCUACCAGACUGGAGAAGUGCUUCGACAAGAUGGAGGGUAGACUUGGGGCACUAGAAACUGUGUUGGCAUCCCGACGACCAAGACCUGAGAGCAUGUAUCAAUUGCUCCAGCAGCAGCUCCAGCAACAGCAGCAGCAGCAGGAUGAAGACAAUGGCGCCGCCACCUAUCACGCUGGCACGUUUGCAGGGUUCUCGUCAAGCCCUUCAAGUGGCCAUCGCUCCGUCACCUCCGUGCUGUUUUCAGGAGCAGAUGGGACACAAUACACUCCACCGCGUCGCCGCACAUUGGCUGAGAACGGCAUCUAUCCAGACAACUCUCAAUCGACUAUAGUCAAUGGCAAGGAUGAGCGACGAGACAGUUCCAGCAACAUGGCGCUGACUUCAAGUCCACUCGAAGGGUUCGUCAGCCCAACCCAUACGAAACCAGUGUGGUCGCCCGUCAGCGGCGUCUCGACGAAUACCGCUACUUCCCCGUCCCCAAAUUCACCAUACAGUACCAGUUUACCCACAGUGGCGUCUCCACUGGAACGCGGAACCGUGAUUGGAGGCCGCAUGGGUACCAUCCAUCCCGAGUACAUUCCUAAGACGACGUAUGUCCCCAGAACAACAUCACCGACCAAAGACAAGUCUCAGCAUAGCGCGCCCUCAACACCAACUAAGGAUAGGUUUCAGAAUAGUUUACCAACGACACCAAUCAAGGAGCGAUUCCAGAGCAUCAUGGCGGCUGUAUCACAGGGACAGGGAUCGGCAUCGGCACCAGCAGCAGAUCAAGGAGUACUGGAUCAGACAUCGAGAUUGCGCAGGGUAUCGCUCUCAAGUUUUGAUGGUAACAGUUUAUCGGCGUUGAAGCCAGUAAGACCGAGCACUCCUACGACAACAACAGCAACAACAACAGCAACAGCAACAGCAACAGCAACAGCAACAGCAACAGCAACAGCAACAGCAACAGCAACAGCAACAGCAACAUCAACAUCAACAUCAACAUCAACAUCAACAGCAACAGCAGCACCGGGUUUACAGCCUUCUACCACAUCUGUUGUCACCACCACAACAACGACAGCUAUAAAUGCAACGCAUCGCAGUGGUGGCAACGGUAGCAAGGCUAGCAGCAGCAAUGCCAACCUCAAGUCCGUGUCGUCGACCUCAUCGCUACUGAGUUCAAAACUGGAUGGCACAUAUGUCAGCAGCAAUAACAAAAACAAUAGCAACAGCGUGAAGAGCAAUAGUAGCGACAGCAGCACGACAAAGAUAGUGCAGCGGGCGAUGACAUUUGAUAUGCUGAACUCGCAAGGAACGACGGCGACGAUGACGGUGAUCAAGACAGUGAAGUCUCCGGUCCAGGGCCCGUCGUCGUACAGAGAUCUGCUGCAUUUCUGGAAGGCAGGAGGCAGCGGUGUAGGCAAUACCAGCAGCCAGAGUGCAGCGGUUUGAGCGCGAUUUGAGUUUUGUAAUGAUAUACGACAUAAUACAUGUACAUGAGAUGAAUAAAAGAAAUGAUAUGGUAUGAUC
This is a messenger RNA of Gamsiella multidivaricata, 3870 nucleotides long. RefSeq lists its product as uncharacterized. The transcript has 2 exons. The record is from RefSeq and is a predicted model, not a curated record. Bases 412 to 3792 code for a protein of 1126 amino acids. Gene Ontology annotation, molecular function: transcription cis-regulatory region binding. Gene Ontology annotation, biological process: regulation of transcription by RNA polymerase II. NCBI's taxonomy places the organism in Eukaryota, Fungi, Mortierellomycota, Mortierellomycetes, Mortierellales, Mortierellaceae. Gene Ontology annotation, cellular component: nucleus.